AUGUCCGAAUUCUCGUUGCAAUAUGUUCCGCAAAAGGCAGUAAAAGGACAGGCAAUAGCAGACUUUCUCGCUCAUCACCCACCCUCAAAGCUCACGGCGUUUCGCGAGUUGGACUUUGCUGCUGUGGCACUCGCUCCAUGGACCCUGUACUUUGAUGGUUCACGGACUGAUACUGCAGCCGAAGCUGGGAUAGCCAUAGCCAAUCCCGCUGGAGAUCGCUUCUCCUACUCGUUCCAGCUCGAUUUCAAAUGUACCAACAACCAGGCUGAGUACGAGGCGCUGAUCAUCGGACUAGAGAUUUUGUUGGAUUUAGGAGUCCGCGAGGCAUUUGAGGUGUUGGAUCGAUUCGACGACGUCUACAUCGAGCACAUACCACGUGAGUUCAACUUCGCCGCCAACGAGCUCGCCCAGGUAGCAUCCGGCCUCAGCCUGCGCGACGGCGUGCGCGAGCGUUUGCUCAGGGUCGAGCGCCGUACUCUUCCCUCUUUCAUCGCUAGGGGGCAGUUUCAGGCCGCCACCCCCGAAGUUGCGGCCUUGGACCUUAUCAACGAGGAUUGGCGGCUACCAUUUAUCGCCUACCUCCAGAACCCCAACGACGCCGCUCACUCCAGGCAGAUACGUUUCCUCGCCUUAAACUUUGUUUUACGCAAUGGCGAACUCCGGCGGCGUGGGGAAGACGGAAACGACUUCCGCUGCGUGUAUGGGAACGAAGCUAAACGUGUCAUGCGCGAAGUACAUUGUGGAGUUUGCGGUUCGCACCAGGCCGGGCCAAAAAUGCGUUGGUUAAUCCGUCGCCAUGGGUACUACUGGCCAACCAUUCUGAAAGACUGUAUUGCCUUCGCCAAAGGUUGCCAAGACUGCCAGGCUCACGGACCAGUGCAACAUAUUCCCAACAUCCCGUUGCAGCUUAUCAUUAAACCUUGGCCGGGUCGCGGUUGGGCGAUAGAUUUCGUUGGCAUCAUUCAUCCCCAUUCUUCUGAGCAGUAUAAGUUCAUUAUCGUCGCCACCGAUUUCUUUACCAAAUGGGUCGAGGCCGAACCACUCAAGGUUGCCUCCGCCAACUCGGUGCGCAACUUUAUUUUCCGCAAUAUCAUCUCCCGCUUUGGUAUCCCGGAGUGCAUCGUUACGGAUAGGGGGGCAGCUUUCAUGGCUGAUUUAGUUGUUAAGUACUUAAACGACUACGGCAUCAAGCUUCUCCACUCUACGCCAUAUUAUGCACAGUCCAACGGCCAGGCAGAGGCUAGUAAUAAGGUUAUCCUCGGUAUCCUCCGCAAGAUGUUGGAGUUGAACCCGCGUGUCUGGCAUGAGGAACUCUACCACACCUUGUGGGCUUACCGCACUUCAAAGCGCGGCCCGACGGAUACUACCCCGUAUGCUCUCAUGUACGGUCAUGAUGCCGUCCUUCCCCUCGAGAUCAAUAUAGCUUCACUCCGCGUUCAGGAACAACAUCAACUACUUGGCGAGGAUUACGUCCAAGCUAUGUGGCAGGAGCUUGAAGAUCUCGACGAGCACCGCGUCGCCGCUUUCAACAAUCUCAUCCUCGAGAAACAACGCAUCGCGCGUUCGUACGAUAAAGUCACGCACGGACGGAACUAUGCCGAGGGCCAAAAGGGAGCAUACCACCUGCGCGACUUGGACGGCACCAUCCAUCGCAAUCCUAUUAAUGGCCGUUUCCUCAAGCGCCACAUUGCUGGAGUUUGGGAACGCGAGGAUCCUCCACCUCCCCCAGACCCCGUCACUAAUGUCAAUAGUGUUACGCGCCAUCGCGUUCUCGCUCCGCCGCCUAACACUAGGGGGCAAUCCGGGAUAGAAGACUGA
Messenger RNA from Fragaria vesca subsp. vesca, 1818 nucleotides. RefSeq lists its product as uncharacterized. Lineage: Eukaryota; Viridiplantae; Streptophyta; Magnoliopsida; Rosales; Rosaceae. Gene Ontology annotation, molecular function: nucleic acid binding; RNA-DNA hybrid ribonuclease activity. The coding region runs from base 1 to 1818 and encodes 605 amino acids. Gene Ontology annotation, biological process: DNA integration. The transcript has 3 exons. The record is from RefSeq and is a predicted model, not a curated record.